Molecule: messenger RNA, 1131 nt
Organism: Postia placenta MAD-698-R-SB12
Lineage: Eukaryota; Fungi; Basidiomycota; Agaricomycetes; Polyporales; Adustoporiaceae
Exons: 4
Coding region: 1-1131 (376 amino acids)
Source: RefSeq, a predicted model, not a curated record
AUGUCGUUCAACACAUAUGGUCGUCUAGGAGGUCACCCUACUUCCGGACAGCGUGGCGGACCACGCGGUGGAUCGCGUGGCGGCGGACAGCGCCGCGGAUGGCGUGGCGGCUCACGCGGUGCAUAUGGCGAUCUCGGAGGAUUUACUGGUGGCUCAUACUCUGGGGCGUCGGUUCAGCCCGACAGGGAAAUCCGAGACGGUCUUACAGCAAGGCAUAUCAAGACGUUCAGCAAACCGGAACCGGUGGAUGAGGCGAACAUUGCAAUCAAGGAUCUCACCUACAUUGGCUCUUACAACUGGAUCAACGCCAAGAAGCCGACCAUCAUCAUACCUGGCUCACCCCGUAUAUGGCGCGAUAGGCCACUUCCGUACAGAGUCCCCCCAGAUGCCGGAUUCGUAUUUGUCGACCCGAACUCGCACCGCAUGCCCUCCUCUCCACUAUACCCACUGUUCCAUUCGGUGGAUAUAGUCGCAGAGGAGAGUGGGGAGAGCAUCGUGUGGCCUGGAGUAGACUUCGUCACUGACCGCAACGGGCUACGCAAGCUCCUAAGGUGGAUCAACGACGCAGAUGGCUCGGCAAAGCCGUUUAGGAUCGACAUGCAGCUGGCAGGGAAGCGUACAGUACUCUUCAGUAGGUGGGAAAAGCGGACGCAGGGGUGGGACCUCGACGGCUUAACACUGAUUGUGCGCUUCGAGGUGGACGCCUGUCUCCCAUCUGGCAGCAGUGUAUCCCAGCCUGCGCCUUCUACCGAUGCCGACAGUCUCGCAGACAUGUUAUCCGGCAUGAACGUCGGCGCAGCCUCCCAGCCUGCAUUCAUUGACGCUGGCGCCUCGACCAACGAGCUCGACGUCAUAAGCGCAGGCCAACACGUUCCUCAGAGCUCCAUCAUCGAAAUGACAACGCGCUCGAAAAACUACGUCGAUCAAUAUGAAUGGAAAGAUUCUUACCCCCAGCUGUACCUUUCGCAGACGACGCUCUACUAUCUUGCGGCACACACUCGUGGCGACUUCGAAAUGGUGACGAAACGCCGUCUUGAUAGUGUGGAGAUGAAGAAGAUCGACGAGGAAGCACAGGAGGGGUUCAGACCGGGGUCCCUCGGCAAGGUUGAGCCUGGUCUAUCAGGACGGUGA